Messenger RNA from Phymastichus coffea, 2324 nucleotides. RefSeq names its product E3 ubiquitin-protein ligase arih1l-like. Lineage: Eukaryota; Metazoa; Arthropoda; Insecta; Hymenoptera; Eulophidae. Gene Ontology annotation, molecular function: ubiquitin conjugating enzyme binding; ubiquitin protein ligase activity; zinc ion binding. Gene Ontology annotation, cellular component: ubiquitin ligase complex; cytoplasm; nucleus. Gene Ontology annotation, biological process: positive regulation of proteasomal ubiquitin-dependent protein catabolic process; protein polyubiquitination; ubiquitin-dependent protein catabolic process. The record is from RefSeq and is a predicted model, not a curated record. The coding region runs from base 380 to 1891 and encodes 503 amino acids. The transcript has 3 exons.
UUUCCAUGUAACAUCAGUCUCACGAGUUUUCCGGUGAAAGCCUCAAGUUGUUUUGAGGAGCUCCAGCGACGAAAAAGAGCGAGAAAUAGCACCGAAGAAAAACCAGAUGUAAAUUGAAACAUGUGCCCGAGAGCGACGCUCGGCUGGAGAUAUUACACAGAUAGCACUAAGAUUUGAACAUUACAGCUGAGCCUACUCUUUUUAAGAAGUCACACAUCAAUUGGAACCAAACACAUUGUGAAUUGUAAACUUAAAAUUCGCUUCCUCCAAGAUAAGUUGGAGUAUUAAGUUGAAUCGACUGAUUUGAGCAUUGAUAUUAACUUCUUGUCGGACCGACAUCUUAAAGUUAUUACUUCUAAGGAAAAAAGUCCUUUCUGUAAUGGAUAAAAGAAAUAGUUUAAUAGAAUCGGACGACGAAGAUUUGUUGAAUGAAGAUGAUGGCGAAGCAAGUGAGUUGUAUGAAAUUGAUAGCGACGAUGACGAAGACGAAAAGUAUCAAUUUAAAGUGCUUACUAUUGAAGAAAUUGUGGAGGAGAUCGCAGAUUGCAUAAAAGAAGUUAACGUGAUUGUACAAAUGCCACCAACAGUAACGAGAAACUUAUUGAUUUAUUUUAACUGGGACAAGCAGACAUUGAUGGAGAAAUAUUAUGGUGGAAACCCGGAAAAACUGUUCGAAGAGGCAAAGAUUGCCAACCCACACCAACAAACGGCUGAUACAAGCGCGAUUUCUUCCUCGAUAGAUGCCGGCGAGGGCUCCUCGAAUGCUCAAGGACAUUGUGAAAUUUGUUGCACAAGUGUACCGCCGUCCGAGCUGACUGGUUUCCAGUGCAGACAUCGCUACUGCCGGGAUUGUUGGAAUAAGUAUCUCACGGAAAAGGUUCUGCAGGAAGAUUUCGUAUACAUGAUCACCUGUGCCGCACACAACUGCGAUAUUUUAAUAGAUUACGCGAGCGUGAUGGAGCUAGCGAACGAUAAUACUGUUCGACUGAGAUAUCAGUACCUCAUUGCCAACAGCUACGUGAAACAUAACGCGCUGUUGAAGUGGUGCCCGGGCGUAGCCUGCAAUUACGCCAUCAAAGUCCAGUGCAUAGACACGAAGCAGAUCAAAUGCAAGUGCGGCAUGGCCUUCUGCUUUUCCUGCGGCGGCGAUUACCACGAGCCCCUCAGCUGCGAGCUGCUGCGCAAGUGGCUGGCAAAGUGCAAAGCCGACACGGAACCACGGCCCGUGGACGACGCCAAAGAUUGUCCCAAGUGCCAGAAGAGCGUGGAGAAGACUGGCGGCUGCAAUCGCGUGCGCUGCAAGAAAUGCCAUUAUCAGUUUUGCUGGGUGUGCACGAACGACUGGUUCGCGCACCCCUUCGCGUGGAACAAAUGCAAUAAGUACGUGAAGGUGACCCCUACCUUGGUGGAGAGCGCCAGCCAGGAAACGACCGAGGAGACAGCUGCACAAAGAUAUUUGUGCUACAGAAAUAGAUAUCUUGGCCAUUUGCAGUCAUUUCAGCUUGAGCAGCGAUUGCGCGCCGACAUGCAGAAGAAGAUGGAAGAAAUGCAGCAGAGCAUGACUUGGAUCGAGGUGCAAUUCUUAAAGGUAGCUAUAGACGUUCUACACGAAUGCAGACGAACUCUCAUGUAUACUUACGCGUUCGCUUAUUACGUGAAAAAAUCUAAUCAGACUGAGCUCUUCGAAGUCAAUCAGAGGGAUUUGGAGUACGCCACUGAAACGCUCUCAGGCUAUCUGGAGCAAGACAUAGUCUUAAGAAAUAUCCUUGAUACUAGGCAAAAAGUGCAGGAUAAAUACGAGUACUGCAAGCAUAGACGUAUGGUUCUUUUAGAGCAUGUACAAGAGGGAUAUGACAAUGACACAUGGGAGUUUUACGAUUCCGAUGUGUGAAUCGUCAAUAGAAUGCCUGUACUUUGCCUGCAAAUGAACAAAUAUUUUCAUUUAUCUUCGUUUCAAAAUAAUUUGUACGCGCUAUGCCCUUUGGUCAAAUGAGUUUUUUUUAUUUUCAUAUAUUAUAUUUAAAUUUCAUGACAAGACAUGCCAACAUUGAAAUUUUUUGAUCAUCACAAUUACCCUUUUACAUCAUUGAUAAGACUCAAGUUAUAAGUAUUAUUUUCAAUUUCCAACAUUUAUUACUUGCGAAAUGUGAUGUAGACAAUUGUCAAAAUAUUAAGUUGACUGAAAGUCAUGUAAGCGUAUUAUUAAUUACUAUGUAAUAGCACAAAAAUCAAGUCUAUUUGUCAAUUGAAAACUUAUGCAGAACUGCGAUUAAGAUUUUGCGAAUAUCAUUGUAAUAAAGUAAAUAAUUAUUUUUAGACUAUUA